Molecule: messenger RNA, 1988 nt
Organism: Pantherophis guttatus
Lineage: Eukaryota; Metazoa; Chordata; Lepidosauria; Squamata; Colubridae
Product: GTPase IMAP family member 2-like
Molecular function (GO): GTP binding
Source: RefSeq, a predicted model, not a curated record
UGAGGGAAGGGGCGCAGCCUUCCCUGCUCCCCACCCACAUCCCCUGGGAGAAGCGUGUGGGUCAGGCAGCUCCAGGGGCUUUGCUAGAAAAGGCAGGAGGGGAGGGGCAGCAGCCCCAUUCCUCCCCCUCCUCUAAAGGGGCAUUGGUCAAUUCUGCCCCCCACCCCCCCCCCAGUCUUCCCUCAGUCUUACGAAGGGGGCUUCCCCCAUCUGCUCUCUCCUUCCAGCUCGGGAAGCUCUGAAGCUCUCAACAGGCAGGAAUGACCUACCAGUCAACGUGGGAGUCAGCCCAGGGAGCCAUGGAUGAAGCGCUGGGUAAGCGAGGAGGCCACGCCUGGCAUUCGGGGGGCCCUAGGCCUUCCUGGGGCCAACACGGCAGCCGCUUGGAGGGGGAGGAACUCCGGCUGAUCCUGGUCGGGAAGUCCGGAGGUGGGAAGAGUGCCACAGGCAACACCAUCCUCGGCCGGAGGGUGUUUGAAUCCAUCUUGGGGGCAAAGGUCACCACCCUGAGGUGCCAAAGGGGGCAGGGAAGCUGGCAAGGCAUGAAGAUCAGUGUGACCGACACGCCUGCCAUUUUCGAUUUGGAGAAAUAUGAUGAGAUUGCGCGACGUGAGAUCAUGUCUUGCAUUGAGCUCUCCCAACCCGGCCCCCAUGCCCUGAUCUUGGUGACCCAAGUGGGGCGCUUCACCGCGGAAGAUGUGGCUGCUGCAAAGUGUGUCCAGGAUGUUUUUGGAGUUGAGUCCACCAAUCACACGAUCGUCCUCUUUACCUGCCGGGAGGAUUUGGGAGGGACCUCCCUGGAUGAGUAUGUCCAAAAGUCCGACAACUGGAAUCUGCGUGACCUGAUCCGGCAGUGCGGGAAUCGCUUCUGUGGGUUCAACAACAAAGCCGUGGGAACCGAGCGGGAGAGGCAGGUCUCGGAGCUGAUGGAGACGGUGCAGAGAACCGUUUCGAAGAAUGGAGGGAGAUAUUACACCAAUCAGCUGUAUGAGGUGCCCAAUUUACGGGACGAGAACAUCAGAUUUUUCCUAGCCAAGAACAGAAGAGGUGAUAAAUGGAUAUCAAAGGGACCUUGGAGUUCCAUAAAGAGUCGAAAAUGGAUUUGGUGGACUUGCAUGGGGAUGACUGUGUUUGUGAUUAUUCUUUACAAAGUUUUUGGAGGGAGCAAAGGAUAAUGUUGUCAGUGUGUUGCUUUUUGACUAUUGGAUAGAUUUGUCCUGAUUGCAGUGAACUUGUCAUACCUGGGGAGAGCAAAAGGGAACAGGUGGGAUGCCCAGAGAGCCACAGUUCCCUUCAGAGCCCAUUGUCCCCCGUUCCCUAUCUCCAGGUCUUGGGACCCUUUGGCCCCCUUGACUGAUCUCAAGACUGAGGAGAUCGGGGAGCUGGAAAAUAGACCCCCAGGGAGGGACUUGAAUUCUGCAUGGGGGCGGGGAGGAGAGGCCAGGGUAUGGCACAGCCUUCUGGGCAGCGGCACAGAUAAUGGAGCCAAGCUCAGUUGACCAACCUGUUAAAAUUGUGGUGCAACCUCUCAACAUUGGCACGAGAAACUCAGUUUUCAGCUGAAUGGUUUGUCGUUCUCAGAUUUAGCUUUAGGUCUCUAAAGACGGUUUGAAUGAAGGAUGAUCUUCUGGUGUCAAUUCUCAGUGACCCCACAGAGAGAUUAUCUGGGGGGGGUCUGUCCCUAGGCCUUCCACAAUUCUCGGGGGGAGGGGGGAGAGAAGAGAUUAUCCCACUUCUCCAAGGCAAAACAAAACAAAAUCCCAGAAUGAAAAUGGCUUGCUUUAAAAGAAAAGGAAAAAUGAAUAUACUGAUAAUCUUUACACUUUUGACAAUAAUUGCUAAAUAUGUGUAUUAUAUAAAACGUAUGUAAUCCAAAAUUUACAGAAUUACAGACUGUAUCUAUGUUUAACACACAUUUCCUGGUAAAAUCUACCCUAAUAUCAGGCUCUCUUUGGCGUUUUUAUUAAUAAAGGCUCUCCUGUUGCUGA